This is a messenger RNA of Larimichthys crocea (large yellow croaker), 993 nucleotides long. It is a transcript of the gene xgb, whose product is annotated as x globin. NCBI's taxonomy places the organism in Eukaryota, Metazoa, Chordata, Actinopteri, Sciaenidae. The coding region runs from base 148 to 759 and encodes 203 amino acids. The record is from RefSeq and is a predicted model, not a curated record. Gene Ontology annotation, molecular function: oxygen binding; heme binding. The transcript has 5 exons.
AGGAGUUCAGGACGCGCAUUUAACCACAUGCCAGUAACAUCACAUUUCCUCUGGCGCAAAAUCAAUUAAACCUAGUUUCUUUUUUUUCUCCUUCUGGAUUUGCCGCAAAAAUAUCAUCGUCUUAAAACAUUUUUUUUUAUAUGAAGAAUGGGCUGCGCAAUAUCAGGUCUGGCAGCAAAAGCAGAGUUUGGAGAGAGGAACACGGGAGAUGAUGCUGCUGCUUCUGCUGCUGCUGCGUAUCUCAGAGAGGACCAGAUCCAGAUGAUCAAGGAGUCUUGGAAAGUUAUCCGGGACGAUAUAGCCAAAGUUGGGAUUAUUAUGUUCGUCAGGUUGUUUGAGACGCAUCCCGAAUGCAAGGACGUCUUCUUCCUGUUCCGAGACGUGGAGGACCUGGAAAGAUUGCGAAGCAGCCGGGAGCUCCGGGCGCACGGCCUACGGGUGAUGUCUUUCAUCGAGAAAAGCGUGGCUAGACUGGACCAGCUGGAGAGACUGGAUGCUUUGGCUCUAGAGCUGGGAAAAAGCCAUUACCAUUACAACGCCCCACCUAAGUACUACAGUUACGUCGGAGCAGAAUUCAUCUGCGCCGUGCAGCCCAUCCUGAAGGAGAGGUGGACGGCCGAGCUGGAGGAGGCAUGGAAGACCAUGUUCCAGUAUGUGACCGGUCUCAUGAAGCAGGGAUACCAGGAGGAGAGCAACAGACAGCGCCACCUAGCAGUUUCCCCAAAGGAAAGGCCGGACAAGAGGAGCACAGCGCUAUGAGAUGCUUCUUCUCAACCACAAACUGUUACCAGUUCAGCAAUGACAAAUAUGUUUAUGUAUAUAGUGUAUUUACUGUCUCCUUUUCUACAUCGCUCAUGUUUACCACAGUCGUUGUUUGCUACUUUAAAAAAAAAAAAAAAAAGACAUGCAGUGACUUUUAACAAAGCACUUUAUUUCUGAACUUAAAUUCUGCUGCAGGACUCAGGAACACGACGAGACGAUACAAAUGGUUGA